AUGUUGUUGGACUAUUGCUGUCGUUGUUUUGGAUUCACCCUCAUAAAACGCCAUGGACCUUUCUCCCUCAAGAAUACACCCAGUGAUACCUUGGUCGUCCUCCAGAAUCUGUUGAUGUGCAUGGUCUGCUUCUACUCUCUCUACUACAUUGUGGUCAGUGUGUGCAUUGGCCUGCUCAGGGUUCAUGAGAUCAACAGCUUGUUGACGCCAUUUGAUUAUACAACACAACCAUCAUGGCAGAACCCCAAAUAUCAGGUUGGUGUGAUUUCCACAGAAGUGACCUAUAUUUUGGGAGGGCUGAUAUUCGCCUGGAUUGUAGAGGAGUGGGUUUGGGAUUACGCCAUAACUGUCACACUGCUCCAUGUCGCCAUGACUGUAGCAGUGAUGUCAGAUCUUCCAUCAGCUGAGGAGUGGUGGAUAACUCUGGGUUCAGGCCUGGUGAUGAUGAUAUUUGGAGGACAGCUCUUGGCCUAUAAACUAUUCAGAAGCAACUUUGUCUACCCAGCUGAACUACAAAACUUCUAAUGAACACAACAUGGAAAUCUUUUAACUGGCUUAUUGGUACAUUUUAGAACCGGAUGCAUCCCAAGAUAUUGCUAGGUUCAUGUUUACACUAGUAUGACACAGCAUGUCUAUCAAUAUUUAUAUUUCCUCCAAAGCAACCACAAGACACACUGUCUAGUGGAUAGUUUUGUAUAAUACAUAAUAGUCU
Messenger RNA from Scomber scombrus (Atlantic mackerel), 712 nucleotides. RefSeq names its product transmembrane protein 244 (gene tmem244). The transcript is spliced from 6 exons. Bases 1 to 525 code for a protein of 174 amino acids. Lineage: Eukaryota; Metazoa; Chordata; Actinopteri; Scombriformes; Scombridae. The record is from RefSeq and is a predicted model, not a curated record.